Molecule: messenger RNA, 450 nt
Organism: Prorocentrum cordatum
Lineage: Eukaryota; Dinophyceae; Prorocentrales; Prorocentraceae
Source: the annotation of a GenBank genome assembly
AUGUUCCCGAGGUGGGAGGCGCAGGCGCCGCUGCUCCUGGAGCAGGGGCCAGGGGCACUCCUCGAGCGCACCGCCGUGGAGUACAAGUACGCCAUCCUGCGCGAGGACGCGGCGGGGGGCUGGGACGCCCGCUGGGAGGACCUGGGCGCGGACGAGGACGGCGAGGAGCUGGUCCUGCUGCCCGACCCGGACCUGGGCGAGCCCGGGCCGGGCCGGGCCCCCGACUCGCACCCGCCGAUGGCCGCGGCGGCGCCCGCGGGCCCUGCAACCGCAGGCUCCCCCUCGCUGGGGACCUCGUGGCCUUCCGCGCGGAGCGCUUCGGCGAGGCCCGGCCCGCCGCCGCGGCGAGCUGGCCCGUGGGCCCCGACUGGGGCCCGGGCGUGGCGGGAGGCGGCGCGGCGCUGGGCGGCGCGUGCGCCCGGGGCGCCUCCGGCACGCUGCGCGACCUGA